This is a messenger RNA of Drosophila hydei, 1526 nucleotides long. It is a transcript of the gene cort, whose product is annotated as protein cortex. The record is from RefSeq and is a predicted model, not a curated record. Gene Ontology annotation, biological process: positive regulation of ubiquitin protein ligase activity; positive regulation of anaphase-promoting complex-dependent catabolic process; anaphase-promoting complex-dependent catabolic process. Gene Ontology annotation, molecular function: ubiquitin ligase activator activity; protein binding; anaphase-promoting complex binding. The transcript is spliced from 7 exons. NCBI's taxonomy places the organism in Eukaryota, Metazoa, Arthropoda, Insecta, Diptera, Drosophilidae. Gene Ontology annotation, cellular component: anaphase-promoting complex. The coding region runs from base 51 to 1499 and encodes 482 amino acids.
CCAGAGGAAUUGAUUAAAUAUGGCGCGGAUAAAUAUUUAAAGUUAGUUAAAUGUUAGUCUUCGUUAUGGAUGUGUGUGAAAGUUUUAAUAAAAAUCCUUUGAUGGAUCCAAACUGGGCGCCGCCAUUUAUGAAACAGCGUCGCAUGGAUUGGCGCAAUGAAGUUUAUCAGAAUAAGCGAAAUAAUAAACAGGAGUUUACUUUCGCUGAUCGAUUUAUACCAAAGCGCUUCAAGCCAGAAGCGAUCAAUUAUAAUCUCAAAUACGUGGGCAAAACUAAAGAGCAGGAUCUCUUGAAAAUGAGUCUCACACACAAAUCAAGCUAUUGGCGCCAGAGCAACUUUGUUGCGAACAUGAAUAAAGCAUUCCAUAUUGAAGAGAAUCGUUUGCUGCAGUUCAGCGAUGUGCAGUGCAAAUACUCCCGGACGGGCAGACAGAAGGUGGACAGCGAUUGGUUCUGCAAGCCAAGAGCCCGACCAGUUGCUUUUGCCACAACCACAAAUGAAAUGCCCGAGCUGUGCACAUCAUUUGAUCUCAACAUGAUGGAUUGGUCAAUCAAUGAUCAGAUGGCUCUAUCAAUUGACGAAAAUCUAAUCAUCUGGCGAAAUCGCGAUGAUACGAGCAUGUUCUUUAAGGUCGAACGCACGAGUUCAUUGAAAUAUUCACCAAAUGGCAAAUAUUUAGCCAUCGGCUGCAAGGAUGACAAAAAUCCAGUUUUAGAGAUUUGGCUACUGCAAUCGCCAAAGCAAUUUUUGAUUGCCAAUGGCAAAUAUUUGCCUCGAUCUUUCGAGUCGAUUUGCUGCAUUGAAUGGAGUCCGGAUGGAGAGGAGAUUCUGUGCGGUGCGAAGACCGGACAAAUUGUGGUCAUACAGUUCUCUACGAUGACCAUUGAGCGUGUGAUGAGGCAGCAUACGCAGGGGAUUUGCUGCAUGCGCUUCUCACCGAUGAGACGCUACUUGGCCACAGCCGAUAUCCAGGGUCAAAUCUAUAUAUUCGAUGGCAUGACAUACAAGGUGAUAAUGCGUCUGGGCGCGAAGCAGGGCGGCAUUGUCUUCGACUGGCAUCCAUGGCAGGCCGUCGAACUGGCCAUUUCUGAAAAGAAACUUUCAUCCAUUUAUAUAUUCAAUGUGCCGCGACGUGAAAUUGUUUCGUUUUACCAGCGUGGCGACGAUAAGAUCUUAAUCAAUUCAAUUACGUUUAGCAAGAUCACGGGCGAGUUGCUGGUCAAUAUCUAUAAAUGCGAUGAAAACGGUUGUCCGUGCUGCGAGAUCUUUGUGCUGUCCUCGCUGAAUCGAGUCGUGGAUAUAUUGACCCAUCAGAGCAGAGGCGUGGUCUUCAUGAUGUGGAGCCCUGACGGCACCAAGCUCGCCGCUGCUGGCAUGGAUGAAUCCUUUUCGAUAUGGGAGUUCUAUCCCAGCGGUAAAUUGGAUUCAUUGAACAAGAAGCAAACGCGCAAGUUACAAAAGCGCAGCGUUCUGGAACUUUAUGGGCCGAUAAGAUAAGUGUUUAUAUGUUUUUAAAUGUCGAAU